UGGUAAGAAUCAUUCUUAAAUAUAGGGUGUGCAAAUCAUGAAAUGCAAUAAUUAUCUGAAUAAUAGUAAAUAUAAAAGAGUAAAGAAACCUAAAUUGAGUUAAAGAGAUUGGCCAGAUCAAAAGCAUUGUAGAAAACAGUUGAAGCUUGUUCCUGCAAAUCACAAAAUAUCUUAUAGAACAGCUAAGACGAGGAAAUAUUAUUGAACGAAUCUUAACAAAAUCCAUUUUAUUAAUCAUAUUAAAAAGGACCAAGAAAGAGUUAGAUUCAAUAAUAUUUGGAGAAGAUGUUGAAGAAUGUAGAAUGUAAUUAUUUAGAUACAUUGAUUUAGAGAAACAAGUUGUCAUCAAAAAAGAAAAUAAUUUCAAACCGUUAAGUAUUUUAAAUGAAGAGAUAAAUAAAUCAAAAACAAAAUUCCAUUUCAGAUCCAACUCUUAAUUGUCUCUCACUAAUUAUUAGUCCUAAUUUAUACCAUACUUUGAACAAGUCAGAACUACAACUAAUAGUUCUUAUUAUAAUAAUAAAAAGGAUUGUCUUAAAUUGAUAGACCUUAUGAAAAACAAAAAUAAAGUUAUUAAAAUUAAGAAGUGA
Paramecium octaurelia is the source of this 590-nucleotide messenger RNA. NCBI's taxonomy places the organism in Eukaryota, Ciliophora, Oligohymenophorea, Peniculida, Parameciidae. The record is from the annotation of a GenBank genome assembly.